AUAUAAAGCUACAAAAUGCACCCAUCUAUUUGCAAACACUUUUUGCAAAAAAAGGUUUUUCGUGGUCAUUGCUAAAAAAUGUGUCUGCCCCGGUCAUUAUCAGUCAUAAAACGCAGUGUGCUAUUAUAAGGUACGAUGCUCGAAAGCAAAAAUGUGACUUUCUAUGCAAUUUUGUUGUUGUUCUUUUGAUAGUUUUGAUAUGUGUUCUGCUUCAUUUUGGAUCUAAAUACACAACUAUAAUCAACUAUAAUUAUUUUAUUUUGAAUUGUUUUGGAGGUGUGUGUGGUUAGAUGUGAGCUAACAUGACGAGGUUAAGGAAUUCGGACCUCAAAAUGAGUCGAAACACUUUAGAACAAUUAACCUGCUGGUGUGUAGCUGUGAGAUUAUUUAUAGAGUCAUUACAUUACUCAAGGCCACCUUGCUUUAGUGUCAUUACUUCGCCCAAAUUUUUUAGAUUUUGACCCCCUUUUCAAGCAUGAAUGGUCGUAAUUGGUCGUCUUGUAAACAACUUGGUGUCUAUAUGCUCAACUCUGUUUGGUACAACAUGGGAAGAACAGUAACUCCUAGCCCACUUCAAGCUUGUUUACGUUGACUGUGUUGGCGUGUCCUGCCAGCUGUGUUGUCGUCUGUUGCAGCUAUUGGUCUUACAGAUUUUCACUUGGAUUGACUUUAUGAAGACAUCAAAUUCACAAGACCCUCGUGACUGCAUCUGCCAAUUCUCCAGACGAGGUUUUUUUUUUACAAAAGGAUGCAAAUGAGCAGUUUGAGUGGAGACAAAAAAGAUUUGAUCAUACUUGCGUCUUCUCGGCAUUGACUCUGCAUCUGGGGAAAGCAACACAGCGACCUAAACAAAAACUCCAAAUAGAGCGGAAGAGGACACGGUUCGUGGAGUACCAAAUAGACAGCAGGAUUGUGUACGGAGAGGCAUUCAAGUUCCUUCUAGGGGUAAGCACUGAUAAACUCACUGCUUUGAAACGCCAUUUUCUGGCACAUGGGAGAGAACCUCGCACAAAGACAAGGGGAGGACGCACAAAGCUGGCCUUCACUGCGGAAGACACCUCGAGGGCCCUCAAGUUUCUCCACACCUGUGCUGAGCAGCAUGCCCUUGGCCUACCAGGGAGGAUGCCAGGAUUCAAAAACUGGAAUGUCCAUCUCCUUCCUUCCUCCAUGACCUACAAGAGUGUUUGAGGAGAAUAUUAUAAUGACACCAAACAAGCUGAUUCUAAAUUGGAGGCCCUGGAAAUUCAGUGUGGCCUCCUCCAGCUGGUUCAGGCUGGGCGUGCCAAGUACCGGGAAGAGGUGGCAAAGGCCAAGGCUGUUGUCUCCCAGCAUGUCCUACAAGGUCAACUACCUCAUUGACGAGGGUGUGUUGGUAGGCAAGGGAAGCAACACAGUGAUCUCACUCCUCCAUCACUUCUUCGAGACUCAUGGGCUUGGGGAGUCAGCAGUAUCACUACAUUGUGAUAACUGCUCAGGCAAAAAUAAAAAUGGGUUUGUUCUGGCGUACUUAAGACGGAGGGUUCUGAGGGGCCUUCACACAGAAAUCACCCUGAACUUCAUGAUUGCUGGCCACACCAAGUUCUCGCCAGAUCUGUGCUUUGGCCUCCUCAAGAGGAAGUUCCAGCAGGCUGAGGUUCAUUGUCUGGAGGGUAUGUGCAGAGUGGUGGAGGAAAGUUCAUCGGUCAAUGUGCCUCAACUGGUUGAAACUGAGGAUUGAACUGUCUCUGUACUGACGUACAACUGGCAGACCUUCCUGGCCGACUUUCGUACCGUGCCAGGCAUGAAAAAAAUACAUUAUUUUUGUUUUGCUGCUGACCAUCCUGGUGUAGUCAAACAUGCUGAAAGCUUUGGGGAUCCUCUUGUCUCAAUGACACUCUUACGAGGAACAAUGAAACAAGGUUUCCUCUCCAUAUUGCCUGCACCAGGACUGUCACAGCAGAGAAGGGAGUAUCUGUAUAACUCCAUUAGGGAAUUUGUUACUGAUAAUAAGAAGGACAUCACCUGCCCUCCUCCAUAAUCAUUUAUUGCAUGUUAAAAUUUUUGUUGAUUGUAUUGUACCAACAGUAACUGUAAUGAUUAGCUUUUAUGUGUGUGGGCGUGUGUCUGCCGUCGUAAGGGAAAACGAUGAAUGGUCCUGCGCUGGUAGCGAGGCAAAUUUUUCA
Aplysia californica (California sea hare) is the source of this 2162-nucleotide messenger RNA. RefSeq lists its product as uncharacterized. The coding region runs from base 1202 to 1717 and encodes 171 amino acids. The record is from RefSeq and is a predicted model, not a curated record. NCBI's taxonomy places the organism in Eukaryota, Metazoa, Mollusca, Gastropoda, Aplysiida, Aplysiidae. The transcript is spliced from 7 exons.